AGACCGUUCCACACGGAAACAUGGUCCACUUUGGGCUUGUUUGGCAGGACAUAACCAGAGGAUGAAGCUGAAUUAAUCUACUCAAAAUACCUCUCUUUUUAAUUUUUCUUUUUGGGAGUGAACCAAACACAGCCUUUGCUCAGUGAAUUAUUAAAACUGAUUCAUAUUAUGAAGUUUGUACUUUAUGCGGUUCGGGCUCGCGCAGAAGCUUGUCGUGGUGGAAGAGUGGCGUGGCUCGGAGUUUGACUCGGUGAGUGGCGAUGGCAGCAGAGAGCGCCGAUCCCACUAGGAUAAUGGUGGCGGUGAACCAGUCGACGAUCAAAGGGUAUCCGCACGCGUCGAUAAGCAGUAGCGGUGCUUUCGAGUGGACAGUGAAGAAAAUCAUACGCUCUAAUACUUCUGGUUUCAAACUCCUAUUGCUUCAUGUUCAAGUACCUGAUGAAGACGGCUUUGAUGAUAUGGAUAGCAUAUAUGCUUCUCCUGCGGAUUUCAUGAUUAUGAAGCACAGAGACCGGAUAAGGGGACUUCAUCUUUUGGAGUACUUUGUGAAGCAAUGCAAUGAAAUUGGGGUUGCCUGUGAAGCAUGGGUUAAGAAAGGUGAUCCUAAAGAAAUCAUCUGCCAUGAGGUAAAACGGGUACAGCCAGAUUUUCUUGUCCUUGGAAGCAGGGGCCUUGGUCCUUUUCAGAAGGUUUUUGUUGGGACCGUCAGCGAAUUCUGUGCAAAGCAUGCUGAUUGCCCUGUCAUUGCAAUCAAGCGCAAUGCAGCUGAAACUCCUCAAGACCCUGUUGAAGACUGAGAGAUUCUAGGAAUAUGAUGUGGAACCAUUCAUCAUUUGUAACUGGAACCUCUUUCUUUUAAUGUAAAUGGAGCAUUGAUUUCUUGUUUCUCUCUAUUUAUAUUUAGUUCACGAAGUUUCAAAUAGUUUUUAUCCUUAUAUUGAAUGUAACUCCUUGUUAAACCAACUCCUGAAGCAUUAUAUUACGAAUGCAAUUGCUUCGGGAUGUUUUUCUUGCCUCUUUUCCACUUGUUCUUGGAAACGGAUUUUUAUCCCUUCAUGUAUGUAUUGCACAGUACUGAAUGAGUUUCAUGGCCCUGCUUCUUGAUUUCAA
Sesamum indicum (sesame) is the source of this 1110-nucleotide messenger RNA. RefSeq names its product universal stress protein A-like protein. The record is from RefSeq and is a predicted model, not a curated record. NCBI's taxonomy places the organism in Eukaryota, Viridiplantae, Streptophyta, Magnoliopsida, Lamiales, Pedaliaceae. Gene Ontology annotation, molecular function: AMP binding.